AUGGCUCCACCAAGCCGCGCCAGGCCAGGGGUCGCUGUCGCCUACUGCUGGGUCUUCACGGUUGUUCUAGGCUUCUGUGUAUCAUUCAAUGUGGAUGUGAAAAAUUCAAUGACUUUCAAUGGCCCAGUAGAGGACAUGUUUGGAUAUACUGUUCAACAAUAUGAAAAUGAAGAAGGGAAAUGGGUGCUUAUUGGUUCUCCUUUAGUUGGUCAACCCAAAAACAGAACUGGAGAUGUCUAUAAGUGUCCAGUUGGGAGAGGUAAAUCAUUACCUUGUGUGAAGUUGGAUCUACCAGUGAAUACAUCAAUUCCCAAUGUCACAGAAGUGAAGGAGAACAUGACAUUUGGAUCAACUUUAGUCACUAACCCAAAAGGAGGGUUUCUGGCAUGUGGGCCCUUAUAUGCCUAUAGAUGUGGGCAUUUGCAUUACACAACUGGAAUCUGUUCUGAUGUCAGCCCUACAUUUCAAGUGGUGAACUCCAUUGCCCCUGUACAAGAAUGUCCUACUCAACUGGACAUAGUCAUAGUGCUGGAUGGUUCCAACAGUAUUUACCCCUGGGAGAGUGUGACUGAUUUUUUAAAUGACCUUAUAAAAAGAAUGGAUAUUGGUCCUAAACAGACACAGGUUGGAAUUGUACAGUAUGGAGAAAAUGUGACCCAUGAAUUCAACCUCAAUAAGUACUCAUCGACUGAAGAAGUACUUGCUGCAGCAAAUAAAAUAGUCCAAAGAGGUGGCCGCCAGACUAUGACAGCCCUUGGAAUAGAGACAGCAAGGAAGGAAGCUUUCACGGAAGCCAGGGGAGCCCGAAGAGGGGUUAAAAAAGUCAUGGUAAUUGUGACGGAUGGAGAGUCCCAUGACAAUCACCAACUGAGUAAGGUCAUCAAAGACUGUGAGGAUGAAAACAUUCAGCGUUUUUCCAUAGCUAUUCUUGGCAGCUACAACCGAGGAAAUUUAAGCACUGAAAAAUUUGUGGAGGAAAUAAAAUCAAUUGCAAGUGAGCCCACUGAAAAGCAUUUCUUCAAUGUCUCUGAUGAAUUGGCGCUAGUCAAUAUUGUUGAAGCUCUGGGAGAAAGAAUAUUUGCCCUGGAAGCUACAGUUGACAAGUCAGCGGCUUCAUUUGAAAUGGAAAUGUCUCAGACCGGCUUCAGUGCUCAUUAUUCACAGGACUGGGUCAUGCUUGGAGCAGUCGGAGCCUAUGAUUGGAAUGGAACAGUCGUCAUGCAGAAGGCUAGUCAAAUGAUAAUUCCCAAAAACACAACCUUUGAUGUUGAAUCUACCAAAAAGAAUGAACCUCUUGCCUCUUAUUUAGGUUACACAGUGAACUCUGCCACUGUUUCUGGAGAUGUGCUCUACAUUGCUGGGCAGCCCCGCUACAAUCACACCGGCCAGGUGGUCAUCUACAGGAUGGAAGGCAGUGAUAUCAAGAUCCUUCAAACACUCAGUGGGGAACAGAUCGGUUCCUACUUUGGCAGUGUUUUAACCACCCUUGACGUUGAUAAAGAUUUGAUUACUGACAUUCUUCUAGUAGGAGCUCCCAUGUACAUGGGGACAGAGAAAGAAGAACAGGGAAAAGUGUAUGUGUACGCACUCAACCAGACAAGGUUUGAAUAUCAAAUGAGCCUGGAACCCAUUAAGCAGACUUGCUGCUCCUCUCUGAAGCACAAUUCAUGCACAAAGGAAAACAAAAAUGAGCCAUGCGGGGCUCGAUUCGGAACCGCUAUCGCUGCUGUGAAAGACCUCAAUCUUGAUGGAUUUAAUGACAUUGUGAUAGGCGCUCCCCUGGAAGAUGAUCAUGGGGGAGCCGCGUACAUUUAUCAUGGAAGUGGCAAAACUAUAAGGAAAGAGUAUGCACAACGUAUUCCAUCAGGUGGAGACGGUGAGACAUUGAAAUUUUUUGGCCAGUCUAUCCAUGGAGAGAUGGAUUUAAAUGGGGAUGGCCUAACGGAUGUGACCAUAGGGGGCCUUGGUGGUGCUGCCCUCUUCUGGUCCCGAGAUGUGGCUGUAGUUAAAGUGACCAUGAAUUUUGACCCCAAAAAAGUGAAUAUUCAAAAGAAAAACUGCAGGGUAGAGGGAAAGGAAACAGUUUGCAUAAGUGCAAAAGUGUGUUUUGAUGUGAAAUUAAAGUCCAAAGAAGACACCAUUUUUGAAGCUGAUUUGCAGUAUCGAGUCACACUGGAUUCACUUAGACAGAUAUCACGAAGUUUCUUCUCUGGAACUCAAGAAAGAAAAAUUCAAAGAAACCUCAAAGUUCGGAAAUCAGAAUGCACUGAGCACUCCUUCUACAUGUUGGACAAGCAUGACUUCCGAGACUCUGUGAGAAUAACUUUGGACUUUAAUCUUACUGAUCCAGAAAAUGGGCCUGUGCUUGAUGAUGCACUACCAAAUUCAAUACAUGAAUAUAUUCCCUUCGCCAAAGACUGUGGAAACAAGGACAAGUGUAUUUCAGACCUCUUCCUGGAUGUGUCUACCACGGAAAAGAACUUGCUAAUAGUCAAGUCCCACAACGAAAAGUUCAAUGUUAGCAUCACUGUCAAAAAUAGAAAGGACAGUGCCUAUAACACCAGAACCAUAGUGCAUUACUCUCCAAAUCUAAUUUUUUCAGGAAUUGAGGAUAUUCAAAAGGACAGCUGUGAAUCCAAUCAUAAUAUUACAUGUAAAGUUGGGUAUCCUUUCCUGAGAAGCGGAGAAUCGGUAACUUUCAAAAUAUUAUUUCAAUUUAAUUCAUCUCAUCUCAUGGAAAAAGUGAUGAUUCAUUUAAAUGCAACAAGUGACAGCGAAGAACCUCCAGAAACCCUUUUUGAUAAUGAAGUAAACAUUACUAUCCCAGUAAAAUAUGAAGUUGGACUACAGUUUUACAGCUCUGCAAGUGAAUACCAUAUUUCUAUUGCUGCCAAUGAGACAGUCCCUGAAAUGAUUAAUUCUACUGAGGACAUUGGAGAUGAAAUUAACAUCUUCUACUUGAUUACAAAAAGUGGACAGUUUCCAAUGCCAGAGUUUAAGCUAUCGAUUUCAUUCCCCAACUUGACUUCUGAUAGCUAUCCUGUCCUGUACCCAACUGGAUGGUCAUCUUCUGAUAAUACAAACUGCAGACCCAAAAGCCUUCAGGAUCCUUUUGGUAUCAACUCUGGGAAGGAAAGUCCUAAACCUAAAUAUGAAGUUCUCAAGAGAGGCACAAUUCGGGACUGUAGGACAUGCAAAGUUGCUACCAUCACAUGUAAUCUGCUUCCUUCUGACAUGAGCCAAGUGAAUGUUUCAUUUAUUUUAUGGAAACCAACUUUUAUAAAAGCACAUUUUUCCAGUUUAAAUCUUACCAUAAGAGCAGAACUCCAGAGUGAAAAUACAUCAUUAGUUCUAAGUACUGGCAAUCAAAAAAGAGAGCUUGCUAUUCAAAUAUCCAAAGAUGGGCUACCAGGCCGAGUGCCAUUAUGGGUCAUCCUGUUGAGUGCUUUUGCUGGCUUGUUGCUGUUAAUGCUACUCAUAUUAGCUCUGUGGAAGAUUGGAUUCUUCAAAAGACCGUUAAAGAAGAAAAUGGAAAAAUGAACUAUUUUUCAAGAGAAAAAAAUAAUUAUUGAAAGAUCUAGUCUCAGGUUUGCCUCAAAUAUGUGACAGAAAUUUAUAAAUAUAAUUAAAGACAGUCACAUAACUUUAUGUAAUCCAUCAGGGAUUAAUCACUCAGAAAAUGACAGAUCAAGCAAGAUCCAAAAGUGAUACCAUAAAGAUAUGUUUUAUAAAAUGAUGAAAAAUAUUUUUCAAUACUCAUUUUUGUUGAGUAAGCAAAAUUAGUGUUUUGAAGAUGGAGAAUAACCUAUAUAAAUGUUUAUAUAUUAAAUCACCACUCAAACUAUUUAAGAAAUACAUCAUAUUUUUAUGAUUAUUAAAGCAUUUUCUUUCAAAGCAAUGUAAAUUAAGCUUUUCCCCUUGAUUCCUGAUGGAUAUCCACAUUUAGCAUGGCAGUCACGAUUUGUAAGUGCCAAGAGAAAAAUUACCUCCAAAAAUCACUUCUCUCAAGUGAGAGUCUAUAUACAAUAUGGAAUGAAAAUAGAACUAACUCAAUGAGAAUAUAUUCAGCAACCUUGUGUUGGGUUUUGUCCUUGGAAAAAAAAUUUUCCCAGAGUGUUUGGAAAAUAGUGUGACUGAGCUGAAAUUCAAUCUAGAAUGGAAAAUCAAGAAAGACUUUUUUACAGAACACAUUUAAUUUUGAUAUGUCAUUCUAAAACUCAAAAUUGUUUUAUAUUGAAAAACAUGGCAGUGUUUUGUUACAAAACAAACAAACAAACAUGUUAUGAAUGCAAUGUGCAAAAUGGUUCCUGAGUGAUUGAUUGGAGCAUGGCAGCAUAGUUAGACCAUGAAAUUCUGAGGUCAUCUUUGCUGGGAAUCUUUUGAAUAUAAGUGGUUCUAGUAUAGAACACAAAAUGGGACGUUGCUUAACUCCGUGGUACAUGGCCCACAAGCUGUGAGAGUGUCUGUUUUAAACUUUUUAAAGGUGUUUGUUUCUUUUUAUGAGAAGACAGUAUUCUAUUUCAAUAAUGCAUUCUAUGCAGAAAUCACUACAUUUUGACUGUGAUGUAUCAACAUUUAAAUAGAAUUCUGAAAAUGUAUUUUAAAGAAUUUCAGGUUUGAAACUUUGCACCAACCAAAAGAUGUCACACCUAUGAGCUUCUCUGCCCUUGAAGUGACCAUCAUGGUGCCUUGGACUCUGCUGUAGCAUAGGCACCUAGAUUGCUCCAUUUAUUAGGAAAAUAUAAAUGAAUGAAUAACUGUAUAACAGCUGCAUGUGUGAACUACUGCUGUAACGUUUGCUGAUUCUGCAACUUUGUCCCGCUACACUUACAAAUUCUGAUUUACAAUCAUCCAGAAAAUCUUUGUCUCAAAAAACAGCAAAUCAACAGAGAAAUGAAACGCCUUGGGUAUAAUUUUUUAAACUAAUUUCCAAGGAAUUUUCUGGAGACUCAGAGUCAGCCUACCUCAUAGCUCUCCAAGUCAACAUCUAAUAUCCUCAUGGUCAAAGCCAUGUGUCUGGGGAGGACCGAGGUCAUCAGUAACUGAAAAAACGCUAAUUAUUUCCAGAGAUUUGGUAUUCUAUUGCUAGCUUGUCAUUGUUCAGAAAUGUCCAGUGGAAAUUCCUUCAACUCAGCUGCCUCUCUGUACUUUCUCUCUUACUUUCUCAACUUUUAACUUCUUUCUUCUGCAAGUUCCUAUCAUUUUAUCAAUAUUAUCAAUGUACCUGGCACAAUUUUUAGCAUGCCAUUCCUGGUUUUGAAUAUGAACCAAAUAAGGCACUUCUUGAUUAUUAUAAUUUGUUGAGGUUUAUGUGUGUGUUUGUGCAUGUGUGCAUAUGUUUAUAAACACACACACCCACUAGUAGUAGAAUUUACAAAUGAACAUGCAAAAGCUACACCAAGAAAAUUUGACUUAUCCACUUUUCAUACAAUUUUUUCAUAAAUCUUUAAGUUUAGUUUAUGCACUGUAAUUACAUAAA
Molecule: messenger RNA, 5479 nt
Organism: Condylura cristata (star-nosed mole)
Lineage: Eukaryota; Metazoa; Chordata; Mammalia; Eulipotyphla; Talpidae
Gene: ITGA1
Product: integrin, alpha 1
Exons: 29
Coding region: 1-3540 (1179 amino acids)
Biological process (GO): cell adhesion mediated by integrin; cell-matrix adhesion; cell-cell adhesion
Cellular component (GO): external side of plasma membrane; integrin complex
Molecular function (GO): integrin binding
Source: RefSeq, a predicted model, not a curated record